Molecule: messenger RNA, 873 nt
Organism: Chironomus riparius
Lineage: Eukaryota; Metazoa; Arthropoda; Insecta; Diptera; Chironomidae
Source: the annotation of a GenBank genome assembly
AAGGCAUACAGAAGAUACUCAAAGUUAUAAGAUUCAAAAUAUUUUUUCAUGAAAGCAAUCAACGCCCUAGAAAAGUUAAAAAAAAUUCAAAAUCUAGAGUUAUUAAUUUAAAAAGCGUGUAAAAUGCCAAAGAAGAUCACAACAAACACCAAAUCGCUUGAAGCACGUGAAAGGAUUGCAUCUGCAAAAAAGACUAAAGCUGAAUUAGAUGAAAAAAGGAAGGAAGAUGCAAAAUGGGUUGAUGACGAUAAGAAUCUAGCAAAAAAACAGGAAAAGAAGGCAGAGGAAGAACGGAAAAAGGCUGAAUUAUUGAAAAAGAAAGCAGAGAAAAAGGCAUUACUGGAAGAAGAAGAGAAAUCAAUCGUGGUAGCAGCCAAGAUCCCGCAAAUUAAAAUGUCAAAAGCUCAAAUUGACAUGGAAGUUGCAAAGAGAAAUAAGAAUAUUGAAAGCCUGAAACAAAAAACUGAAAGGGUUGUCGUACAAAAACCAGCUCCACUCGAAGAAAAUUUUAAUAGAGCCAUGUUUGAUGUUCAUGUAGCAAGUACAAUUGAUGAUGCUAUUAAAGUCCUUAAAGUAGAUGAUACGGAAGAUGAUAAACAUCCAGAAAAGAGAAUGAAAGCUGCAUAUAAAGCAUACGAGGAGGCACAAAUGCCAAUCCUUAAAGCUGAAAAUCCCUCUCUAAAAUUAUCUCAAUUAAAGCAAAUCAUCUUUAAGAAUUGGCAAAAAGCUCCUGAAAAUCCUUUAAUUAAGCAAUGAACAGGCUUGGAUUAAUUUAUUCAAUAUACUAUGUCAAAAAAUCAUGAAAUAUGCAUACAACUAUUGUAAAUGUGCUCUUGAAUCAAGAAAGAAUUAAAAUGUGAUUAUCAAAUUUAA